This is a messenger RNA of Penicillium cataractarum, 861 nucleotides long. RefSeq names its product DODA-type extradiol aromatic ring-opening family dioxygenase. The coding region runs from base 1 to 861 and encodes 286 amino acids. The transcript is spliced from 3 exons. Lineage: Eukaryota; Fungi; Ascomycota; Eurotiomycetes; Eurotiales; Aspergillaceae. Gene Ontology annotation, molecular function: oxidoreductase activity, acting on single donors with incorporation of molecular oxygen; ferrous iron binding; zinc ion binding. The record is from RefSeq and is a predicted model, not a curated record.
AUGGGUCUCACGCCAGUACAUUUCUUCUCGCAUGGCUCGACCAUGAUGCUGGGAGAAGAGUCCGAGAGCGCCGAUUACUGGAAGAAGUGUGGCGAUGAAGCUCUUGCCCGGAACAUCAAGGGUGUUGUUAUUAUGGGCGCCCACUGGGACUGUCUAGGCGACAGAAUCGAACUAUCUACAAACCCUAACCCGGGCAAAAGUCCCGUGGCCUACGUCAAUCCCGAAAAGUACGUCAACUACGAGCUAAACCCCGAUCUCGAGACUACCGAUCGGUGUAUCGAGAUGCUAGCCAAGGAGGGUUUCAACGUUGGUGGUAACCCCAAAUUCGACUGGAUUCACGACGUCUACCUCAUCCUCAUUCGCAUGUUCCCCAACGGCUGCCCACCAACAACUUUGAUCUCCGCCAACGCCCGCUACGAUCCUCACUUCCACAUGAAGAUGGGUGCGACAUUGCGCCCCCUGCGUAAGGAGAACUACCUCAUCAUCGGCACGGGUGGUGCUGUACACAACCUCUACCGGAACCGAUGGGCUCCCAUGUUGCGGUUCCGUGACAACUUUGCCAUGGAGACUCCGCCCGAGGAUUGGGCUAUGGAGUUCCGACAGGCUGUUGAGGAUGUUAUUACCAAGACUUCUGGUGUGCAGUUGCGUCGGGCUAUGACUCGGCUGAUGAAGCACCCUCGCUUCCGCGAUGCUCAUGCUACUGACGACCACUUCAUGGCGGCCUUGUUUGUGGCUGGUGCCGCUGGUGAUGUGGAGGAUGAGAAUACCCCGGCCGUUUUGGGUGCGGAGAGCUGGGAGUUGACUAAUAUGUGCAACUCGCAGUUCACUCUGGGUCAGUGGUCUAGAGAGAUUGCUGUGUAA